AGGCAGUCACAGUUGACUUCUGCUGGCUCUCUCUCGCUGCGCACGGGAGAGCAGCUCGGGCUCCCGGAGAGGAGCGUCGCGAAGCGGCCGCGCGCCGGACGGACCACACGCCCGCCGAGCCUCCGCCUUUUCCUCCCGGAAGCCUCGUCCACAGUCUCCCCGUCGUCGUCGUCGUCGUCGGGCGAGCGCUGGCGACGGCGACGGCGGCGGCGGUGGGGGGUCCGGCUCGAGGACCGACCGGCAUGGACCCCCGAGCAGCGACCGAGGCUCCGGCGGCCAGCCCGAGCGGGCCGCCCGCCUCGCUCGGAGCCGACGGCGGCGAGUCGGAAUCCGGCGCCGGCUCGGAGGAGACGUCGGCGGGAUGCUGCAGCGACACGUUCAGCAGCCUGCCGGACAUCGAGCACGAGAGCCUGGAGGACAAGCUGAGGGGGUUGGCGUUCCGGAAACAGACGUCCUAUCGGAAAGCCAUCUCCCGCUCGGGCCUCCAGCACCUGGGCCCGCCGCAGCCCGCCCCGCCCCCCGCCUCCAACGGGCCCAGCAAGGAGCCGCGCACCUGCAUGGACUGGACGGAGAACGCGGUCAACGGGGACCACCUGUGGAUGGAGACCAGCUGCUCGGGCGAGCUCUGCUACCUGGGAGAGGACGCCUGCCUCGUCAAGGCCGCGAAGUCUGCGCCCAGGAGGAAAUGCGCCGCCUGCAAGAUCGUCGUUCACACCAGUUGCAUGGAGCCGCUAGAAAAGAUCAACUUCAGGUGCAAGCCGACCUUCAGAGAGGGAGGAUCGCGCUGCCUCCGAGACCAGAACGUGCUGAGGCAUCACUGGGUGCACCGGCGGAGGCAGGAGGGGAAGUGCAAGACGUGCGGAAAGAGCUUUCAGCAGAAGUUUUUCCACAGUAAAGAAAUCAUCGCCAUCAGCUGUUCGUGGUGCAAACAGGCCUUCCACAACAAGGUGACGUGCUUCAUGCUGCACCAGAUCGAGGAGCCCUGCUCCCUGGGGGCUCACGCCGGCGUCAUCGUGCCCCCGUCCUGGAUCAUCAAAGUCAGGAAACCGCAGAACUCGCUCAAGAACUCGGCCAGGAGGAAAAAGCGGACGUCUUUCAAGCGCAGGACCAGCAAAAAGGGGCCCGACGACUCCAAAUGGCGACCGUUCAUGCUGAAGCCGCUGCCCUCGCCGCUCAUGAAGCCCAUCCUGGUCUUCGUCAACCCGAAGAGCGGCGGCAACCAGGGCGCCAAGCUGCUCCAGAUGUUCAUGUGGAUCUUGAACCCGCGGCAGGUCUUCGACCUGUCGCAAGGCGGCCUUCGGGAGGCAUUGGAUUUGUAUCGGAAAGUGCCAAACUUGAGGAUCCUGGCCUGCGGUGGAGACGGGACGGUGGGAUGGAUCCUGUCCACGCUGGACGAGCUGCAGAUGAACCCCCAGCCUCCGGUGGCCGUCCUUCCUCUGGGAACAGGAAACGACCUCGCCAGGACGCUCAACUGGGGCGGGGGCUACACGGACGAACCCGUGUCCAAAGUUCUGGGUCACGUGGAGGACGGCUCGGUGGUGCAGCUGGACCGGUGGAACCUGCAGGUGGAGAAGAGCGGCGAGGAGGGGCAGCCGGAGGACGGCACGCAGAAGCUGCCUCUCGACGUCUUCAACAACUACUUCAGCCUGGGCUUCGACGCUCACGUCACUUUGGAGUUCCACGAGUCCCGAGAGGCCAACCCUGAAAAGUUUAACAGCCGCUUCCGCAACAAGAUGUUCUACGCAGGAGCCGCCUUCUCGGAUUUCCUCCAGAGAAGCUCGCGGGACCUGUCCAAGCACGUCCGAGUGGUGUGUGACGGCACCGACCUGACUCCCAAGAUCCAGGAUCUGAAAUUCCAGUGCAUUGUGUUUCUAAACAUUCCCAGGUACUGUGCGGGCACCAUGCCCUGGGGCAACACCGGCGACCACCGCGACUUCGAGCCGCAGCGCCACGACGACGGCUGCAUCGAGGUCAUCGGCUUCACCGUGGCCUCGCUGGCGGCGCUACAGGUGGGCGGUCACGGCGAGAGGCUGCACCAGUGCAGAGAGGUGGUCCUCACCACCUUCAAGACCGUUCCCGUGCAGGUGGACGGCGAGCCGUGCCGCUUGGCGCCGUGCACCCUGCGCAUCUCCUUGCGCAACCAGGCCAACAUGGUCCAGAAGAGCAAGAGACGCACGUCGGUGCCGCUGCUCAACGAUAUUCAGAAGGUGUGUGCAGCGGAUCUGCGCCGCCUCUCUGCUCCCCCCGACUCCUUCUCUGUCCCCCACGCCGUCCCCGAACGUCUGCGGCUGCGGGUCAACCGCAUCGGCCUGCACGAGUACGACCGGCUGCAGUACGACAAAGAGCGCCUCCGGGACAUCUCCGUCCCGGUGGGCAUCGUGGUGGUGAGGGGCGACUGCGACCUGGAGACGUGCCGACUCUACGUGGACAGACUGCGAGAGGAUUUGCACCAGGCGCCUUCUCUCGGCCACAGAGUGCACUACCAGGAUGAGAGCCGGGGAAUGCCCAGGACCAUCUCGGCUGGCAGACUCUCUUCCAGCUGGAGCUUUUUGGAUUCCACUUCGGCCGACCGCUUUUACCGCAUCGACAAGGCGCAGGAACACCUGCACUUUGUCACGGAAAUUUGCCAGGACGAGGUGUUCAUCCUGGAGCACGAGGGCCCCGCGGGGGGCCAGGUGCCGUCGGGCGGCAUGCCCGAUCUGGUGGUGGAGCCCAACGCCGGUGCGCCUUUGACCGCGGAAGAACAAGCACUGUUGAUGGCCGCCAGCUCCGGGGAUCUCUCCAUGCUGUCGGAGUGCGUCCAUCACGGCGUCAGCCUGCUGGUGCGAGACGCCGCGGGUUGCUCGGCGUUGCAUAAAGCGUCUCAGAAGGGCCACGCCCAGCUGGUGGUCUACAUCCUGCAGCAGGGAUCCAAAGUUCUCCUCGACUUGCCGGACAGAGAAAAAGGGGACACGGCCUUGCACAAAGCCGCCUCGCAGAGGCAGCACGCCGUGUGUCGGCUGCUGGUGGAGGCGGGCGCGUCGCUCCAGAAAACCAACUUUCAGGGCAAGACGCCCGUGGAGCAGGCGGAGGGCGACUCGGAGCUGACCUCGUACCUGAGCAGCCAAAAAACUCCUUCUGCCCCCCACGAGGACUUGGAGACGGCAGUCUGACCCAAACACACACACACACACACACAUGCUCGUGAGCGGGCGAGGUGCAUCCAAACGUCACUUGAGGUGGACGUCGGUCUACGGCCAGGUUAUUUAUUUGAUAUUUAUUUAUUCAUAUUCUAUUUAUUCUGGCCGGUUCCGGUGGACUCGGCGGCGCGUUGCAGGAUGCGAGUAAAGUGCACUUUGGAGCAGCCGCCACGUUCGUCACGACUUUUGCGUGUUGCCGAGCUCAUUUGAGCGAAAAAAAAAAAAAAAAAAAGGCUUGAAAGAGAGAGAAGGAGAAGUCAACGUGCUGAAGUGUUUCCGCCCGUCAGAGCCGUUUUGCCAAAGACGCUAUGCACGCGUCGCGGGAACAACCCGGCGCCGAAGUCACAUGAUCGUCAGUAUUCUCUCACCAGUUCAAAAGCUACGACAAACUUUCGUUUGGGGCGCCAAGACCAAACGGGAAAGGAAAAGAGAGGCGAGAAAAAAAACAUUUGGCUCAGGAUCGGGAACGCCGGCCGAAGCCGUUUGGGAGAAAAACUGGAACUCAAUGAACAAAAAAAUCUUCAAGAUGAUUUUGUUUUUUUUUUUUCUGUUUCCAUAUUUGAUCAGCUCAUUCAUGGAUAAAUGUGGAUUUCAGUGCUGUCUUGAGAUCCGGAUGACCCGAAUUUCCUUCCCAGUUCAACUUGUCUGUCAAACUCAACAACGUACAAGCUUUGUAUCCCCCCCCCCCAAAAAAAAAAAAAAAAAAUGCAUAGCCUACUAUCUUAAUGCUAACACAAACGCCAGAGACAGGCUAACGAACAGCAUCCCUUGAAACGAUGGACAUUUGAACAGAAAUGGUGGCGCAACACAGGUAGACCAAUACUGUGGCAAUAAAGGAACGUAUUCUUUAGCCUCUGCGCAAAACGACUAAUAUUGCUUCAGCCGACUGAGGACCUGUGAGCGUCUCCGUGUGAAUUUGUACGCACAGGAACUGACUCAAAGAGCAGCACAAUGUCCGUUGAAUUGAAGAAAAGAGAUCUGGGUCACUCUUUACGUUUUCUUUGUCGUUAUGUUUCCAUAAAGUAUAAUACGAUAAUGGUGCUGUUUUGGAAACACGUUUUUGAAAACUCGUAUCUGAAGGCACCGCUGCAUGAUCAUUUUUGGUUUUGAACGUUUCAGUUUCUACUUUAGGGUCUUGAAUUCCAAGGAAACAGGUCAACACGUCAAAGUUGGAAGUCCAAACGUUGCAUCGGCGUCACAGAAGUGACAUUUAGUGCCAGUGCGUCAUUUCAAAAGCGAUCGAGCUUUCCAGCCGCCAUCCGUCCAUCCACUGAUGAAUUAUGCUCCGAGCCGUAUCCAAUGCAAUAUGUACAGCUGGCGUCUUGUUGCAUUUUUCUGCUCAUCGUUUACAUCGCAUGAAUGUUUUGGAAUAUUGGACGGGGGUAACGGCACUUACUGUACGUUCAGUCGGUUUCCAGAUUGUGGUCUUCUACUUUUUGCUUCGUCCCACCCUGUUUCACGAAUAUUUAUCGGCGAGAGCGUCGGCCACACGGAAGUACACUUUGAUGAAUGAAUUGCAUGCGACGAGGUCGCCUCGUGCGAGAUCUUUCAGGUCAGCCCGAGGAAGCUGUUUGCAAAAUGGCUUCCAUUUUGAACAACGCCUGGGCGUGUCCGUCGGAUUUGAUAAAUAAACCGUCGGGAGGAAUCGAAAAGAGCGAGUGUGAAAAAUGUAUCUGAUUGUGCGCCGCGACUGAAGAAGUUGUACAGUUUCCUGCUUAAAUUCUGCCUUGUACAUUUUUGCCGGCCUGUCUUCGAUCCCAACGGCCCACUCAGCGACGUUACAUAUUUUCUUUUCAAUGAUAUGCACGUGUUAUGUGUGUGGGCGUGGCCCGUUCUUCUCAACACACGGAUGGAUUUUGAACCUUUUGGAUUCCAUCGACUAUUCGCUGCAUGGAAUUUUCUGACCUCCUCGGCAUUCCAGUAUCGGCAAACAUGCAUUAUGAUGAUUAUUAUGGUUGUUAUUCUUAUGAGUUUUGGUUCAACUAUUAAAUUAUUAUUUGGAAUAUUUUACGGCUGACUUUCCUGCGGCGUCGUUUUUGUAUCGCUGCUGAAGAUGAAGAUGUUUUUUUGUUUUAAUUUGUCAGAAGACGCUUAAUUCCCUGUUCUUCUUUUGUGUGGUGGACUGCAUGUUUCCUCUUUUUUUUCUCCACGGCCACGUUCAUCCACACCUACUUCUGCUUCCUGCUCGGGGGGAAUCAAAGCUUUUCACAGACUACAGUAUUAAUACUUUAAUUUCAAUAAAAAGGCCGCGCUGAUCUCA
This is a messenger RNA of Syngnathoides biaculeatus (alligator pipefish), 5439 nucleotides long. RefSeq names its product diacylglycerol kinase, iota (gene dgki). The transcript is spliced from 34 exons. Gene Ontology annotation, biological process: regulation of synaptic transmission, glutamatergic; intracellular signal transduction; lipid phosphorylation. The record is from RefSeq and is a predicted model, not a curated record. Bases 243 to 3152 code for a protein of 969 amino acids. Gene Ontology annotation, molecular function: protein binding; ATP-dependent diacylglycerol kinase activity. Gene Ontology annotation, cellular component: nucleus. NCBI's taxonomy places the organism in Eukaryota, Metazoa, Chordata, Actinopteri, Syngnathiformes, Syngnathidae.